Molecule: messenger RNA, 2003 nt
Organism: Cryptomeria japonica (Japanese cedar)
Lineage: Eukaryota; Viridiplantae; Streptophyta; Pinopsida; Cupressales; Cupressaceae
Product: toll/interleukin-1 receptor-like protein
Exons: 5
Coding region: 427-930 (167 amino acids)
Biological process (GO): signal transduction
Source: RefSeq, a predicted model, not a curated record
UGUCCACUCAUUCUCUGCUAUGCAUUCUUUCUUCUUUUUUAAUAUGCAUUCAAGUCCAUCUGCUCUACACCAUUCCCAUCAGCUUCUUCUCUUUCAAUCAUUUCUGCGUUAAGCCAGCUUUGUCUGUUUUCUGUCUGCCUUAAUUUAUAGCAAAGCCUCAACCUUAGCUGUGAAGCAUUUUUCUUUGUUUUAGUUUAUAUCUCAUGGCAACAUCUUCUAGCAGUAGUGGCGCCUUUGAUGCAGUAAUGUUUCAAUUGUAUCUAGUGGCAUGCUCUUCUAGCAGUAUUCGUGCUUUCGAUGCAAUAAUGUUUCAAUUGUAUCGAAUGGCAUACUCUUAUCGUAGUAGUGGUGCUUUUGAUGCAGUAAUGUUUCAAUAUUAUCUAAUGGUAUCCUCUUCCUACACUGCUGGUACUUUUGAUGCAAUAAAUGCCAUCUGCUUCUACUUUUGUUGCAUCCUCAUCUGGAACCAAACUCUUGCCCUAUGAUAUAUUCAUAAAUCAUUGUGGACAAGAUGUCAAACACACUCUCGCCAGCAAGAUCUACGAUUCCUUAGAUGCCACGGGAUUGAAAGUGUUUCUGGAUAAAGAUGAGUUGGAUCUUGCGGAUUACUUUCCCAAAGCCAUAGAAGAAGCAAUCAAAAGUUCUUCUCUUCAUAUCGCCAUAUUUUCUGAACAUUAUGCACAAUCCCCCUGGUGUUUGGCCCAAUUGUUUUGUAUGCUACAAACCCCCAGCAAAGUUAUGCCCAUUUUCUAUCAUGUUGAUCCUUCUGAUUUAAGAUGGGCGAUUGAAGGAAAAGGAAUUUAUAAAGGUGCCUUUUCUGAUUAUGUAGAGAGGAAAAGAUACCCUUCAGAACUGCAACGUUGGAAACAGGCACUCCAACAAGCUUCCCUUUUUACUGGCGACAUAAUUAAGAAAGAGAAUCAGGGCUGAACGUGUUGAAAGAGCAGGAUCUCUGAGCAAAUACUUAAACACAGGAUUGCACGCCGACUCAGAUGCAUCUAACAACAUUACUUAUCAUCAUGAGUUUGCAGGAGUAGAAAUGAGAAGAGGGGAAAACCCGGAAAUCGGUUUUCAAUGUGUGGCAACCGUACGUGCAGACCGGUGAUGAGUUUAGUGCCGUCUUUAUGCGGCUUUUGCGUCAGAAUCUUGAUGAUUCAAUAAACGAAUUAAUGAAAGCUGGAUUGAUGGUCUGCGUAAUUACUUUGUUUUGUUUAUUUGCACUAGCUCUAUACUUUCAAUUAGUAUAAAUGAUACUAUGGGAAUGCGCGUGUUAGAUUCUUUUGUUCUUCGUCAGGUUAUGCGUAAGGUAAUAAUUGAAGGAUCUUAGAUAGAUAAUUUUUAUUUUAUUUUCUGUUAUAGCUUUUGUAGUUGUUUAAGUUUAUUCUAAAAUAGUGUCUGUGAAUUUGGAGGGCGAGGAAAAAUCUUGCCUCGAUCUAGAUUGUAAAGAUUUUAUUCAAGAAGGAGAACUACAUCCGGGAAUACCAAUGACUGCUGUUUCUGUAUAUGAUCGCACACAAAGGGGGUCACUGUAAAUAUAAGACGAGAAACCGGAGGUAACAAUACAGACAAUCUAGUGUGGGCAGUAUAUUUAGAUGACAAGUUAGUGGGUCAUUGGCGUGCUGGGCUUUUCCAGGACUUCGACAUUUUUCGCCAAUUUAGUUCAAUUAGGAGGACAAGUAGCUGUACUAUCUGGUAGUCAAGGAACUCCAUUCUCAAAGACGAACAUGGGUAGUGGAAACUUUGCAGAGGAAAGGAAUAAAAAAGCAGGUUAUAUUGGGAAUAUAGAAUUGUUUACUACUAAUGGUGUUCUUAUAUCAGACAUGCCUCGGAGUUAUAUCUCAGCUAAAAAGGAUUGUUAUAAUGUAAAAGGAUAUUUUAUAAAAGAUCACCCUUGGGGAUACUGUAUAUAUUAUGGAGGUCCUGGAGGUUAUGUUUCUCAAUGUAAAUAUUAAAGUAUUUUAUUAAAUAAUUUAUAGUUAGUUAAGAAAGGUUAUUUAUAUUAA